Panthera uncia (snow leopard) is the source of this 3577-nucleotide messenger RNA. It is a transcript of the gene RAB39A, whose product is annotated as RAB39A, member RAS oncogene family. The coding region runs from base 2 to 655 and encodes 217 amino acids. Gene Ontology annotation, cellular component: Golgi membrane. The record is from RefSeq and is a predicted model, not a curated record. Lineage: Eukaryota; Metazoa; Chordata; Mammalia; Carnivora; Felidae. Gene Ontology annotation, molecular function: GTPase activity; GTP binding. Gene Ontology annotation, biological process: Rab protein signal transduction. The transcript is spliced from 2 exons.
CAUGGAGACCAUCUGGAUCUACCAGUUCCGCCUCAUCGUGAUCGGGGACUCGACGGUGGGCAAGUCGUGCCUCCUGCACCGCUUCACGCAGGGCCGCUUCCCGGGGCUGCGCUCGCCCGCCUGCGACCCCACGGUCGGCGUGGACUUCUUCUCCCGCCUGCUGGAGAUCGAGCCGGGCAAGAGGAUCAAGCUGCAGCUGUGGGACACGGCGGGGCAGGAGCGCUUCAGAUCAAUAACUCGAUCUUAUUACCGCAACUCAGUUGGCGGAUUUUUAGUAUUUGACAUUACCAACCGACGAUCUUUUGAACACGUGAAAGAUUGGCUGGAAGAAGCAAAAAUGCACGUACAGCCAUUUCGGAUUGUAUUUCUGCUGGUGGGACAUAAAUGUGACCUGGCUUCGCGACGUCAGGUUACAAGGGAAGAAGCUGAAAAGCUGUCAGCAGACUGUGGUAUGAAGUAUAUAGAAACCUCAGCAAAGGAUGCCACAAAUGUGGAGGAAUCCUUUACAAUCCUGACCAGAGACAUAUAUGAACUUAUCAAAAGGGGAGAGAUUUGUAUUCAAGAUGGCUGGGAAGGGGUUAAAAGCGGCUUUGUUCCAAAUACGGUGCAUUCUUCUGAGGAAGCGGUAAAACCCAGGAAAGAAUGCUUCUGCUGACUUCCCACAGGCCAGAGGACUCCCGUGAACAGACUGGGUGUCAUCCCAGGAUCAAUACCAAUGUUAACUUCAGCAGGAGACGCAAUGGCAGCAUUUAGGACACAGUUAUAAAUCGAUGCUAAUGCUAUUUUGUAAGGUAUUUAAUGCAGAGCCCUAUGCUCGCUGGUGACACUACCAGAUUGGGGGUUGUGCUAAAUUAUCAGGCAAAGCAGACAACCUCUUCUUGAAACUGGAGUGUCUCCGGAAUGAUCCCCGUUCUCCCUUUGUUAGCACAUAGCUAACCUUAACGUUCACGUAUACCAAUAUUACUCAUUUUUCUUGACAGUUUGAAAUGGGUUUUUUGUGCAUAUAUAAUCUGAUCGAAAAGAUUCUAUCAGGAAUUACGUUCUCCUGAGCUCAUCUGUUAAUGCAGAAUAGCAAAGCGGAUUUAAAAGUGCAGUGUUUGCUUACAAAGGAAACGAUCUCAGAGGUAUCAUCAACUAGGACGAAAAUAGUAAUUCCAUAUUUAAUGUGCCAGAUUUUAAACCAUUCUUUGAAAUAUUUAUCCUCCCUUAAUUUGCCUGAACGUAAGAAAAUAAGUUUUAUACUCAUUUUUGUUCUCUGAUUUCUUGCUCUUGAUAGAUUUAUGUUUUGUAAAGAUAUCUAAGGAUCCAAGCAAAAUAUUUUAUCGCAAAUAUUUGUAAAAAUAAAAACGAAGGACCAUUCAUCAGCAAGUGUUUUGAUGUUAUAGUAUAUUGUCCUUAUUUAGACAAGAAAAGUUCGUUUAUAUACCGACAUUUUCAAAGAAAGUAAAUGCAAUUUACCUUGAACUGUUGUCAAAAUUAUCAGUAUAGGUAAAUAAGGAAUGUUUUUAGUGAUCGCUUUUUUGUCCAAUUAAGUUUCUGAAUUUCCCGGUUCUGGGACAAGAAAAGUAUAGGAAAGAAAGAUUUUUCUGCAAGGAAGAUUGGUUAGAUGUUUGAUAUAUUUAGCAUUCAAACUGCGUUUCAGUAAAAUUAAAGAUAGAAUACUGAGUUAAGGCUAUAAAAUGACUUUUGAGUUUUCUAAUUUUUAACUUAUUGAUUAAAUUCUCCUCCUGGAAGGGACAUUUUGAUAACAAUAGUUUACAACAUACAUUUCUGUUCUGUUCUGUGAAGCAUUCCCAAUCACAAAGGGGCACCAAAUGCAGCCACCUUUUUGGAAUUAUGAGGUUUACUGUCAACCUACAGUAUCUUCAUUUGUUUGAAAACCAAAGUGAUAUGGUGGAAAGAAUAUUUAACGAGAAAUCAGAAUACCUGGGUUCUAAGCUUGCCUUUGCUGUACCGGUAUCUGAACACGAGUGAGUCACUUAACCUUGCUAAGCAUCCAUUGUCUUAACUGUAAGAUGAGAAUAAUAACCCCAUUUAUUGUGUUUCAUGGACUAAUUUUGAGAAUCAAGCGAAUCAUGUGACAAAGCUUUGUAAACAGAGAAAGCAUUAUGCAAAUACAUAAUGAGCUUGGUCUCAGUUGCUCACGGGCAUACUAUUAUAUUUACAAUGGAUGAAAAUGUUGUUUUCUCAUAUUCUUUCCCAUUUCCACAUUCUGCAGAGGGAGCAGAGGAAGGUGCAGGCUUUCCUGGACCUGAGGGAUCUCUUGGUUUCAUGUAUGCCCUGUGCCCUCGUGCCCUGAAACACUGCUCCUCCCAAGUGGAAAUGAUUGGGAGGGAAAUCCCAGGAGACAUAACUCCAUCCGGAAUCAUGUUUGAAUGUGGUUUUGUGCAUCUUUGAAGUAGAUAUUUGAUUAUAUUUUAAAUAAUUGUACAUUUUCUAGGUUCAUGGAAGUAUUUUUAAUAGUGCUUAUGGAGAGAAGAAUAUAAAUUAUAACAUCACUAUAAGAUUUUGAAUAGUUGUAUUGUCAACAUUUUCUUGAUCUCCUUGCAUUCGUUUCACUUGAGUGAGUUCAAACUGUAAUUGAUCAGGUAAGAAUACCUGUCCCCGCCAAAUGUGAAACAAUUUAUUUUUACUGCUACCGUUUUAAAUCUUACGUUACAGUUUUGCACCAGUCCAAAAUGGCACCAACUCAAAAACUGGGUAUCUCACAACAGUUUAAAGUUUAAACAGGCACCUGUGCCUACUUGUGAAGUUAAACAACUAAAAUAUAAAAUAUGAUUUAACUUCUGGACACCCUUUACAAUACUAAUGGUGGGGUAAAACAAACAUUCAGGCUAAAGGGUUCUGAUGUUUUUCAAGACUUAGAAUAGAACUAAGGAGGCAGAAGAAACAAACGGAAAUGCAGGACCCCCAAAGUUGAUGCUUAACCAAGAUCACACAUGAGCAGAAGCAAGCCUAGAUCUCUAGUUCUCCUUAUACCUUAGUUGGGGUUCUUUUCAUUACCAUGCUGUGUCAGGUGUGUGUGUGUGUGUGUGUGUGUGUGUGUGUGCUGAAGAAAAGGGAAAAUGUGAUCUAACUGAAUCCACAAAAUUCUAAAAUUGGCCAUAUAAUUUUGAGGUUAUGGAAGAGUGGUUUGUGGUACAACAAUAUUAAAAUGAACAAUAACUACAAAGAUCUGAGUUCUUAUGCAAGGUUGCCAAAUUUCUGUAUAACCUUAGCCAGAUAUCUUUAUCCAUAUAGAUAUAUCUAUAUAAAAUAACUGACCUAUUUUCUUACACAUCGUUAUGGAGAAUGUGGAUAGUGACACCGAGAUAGUAAAAAUGUUUGCUCCAGGCAAAACAUUUUGACUAAGUGUCUUAGAAGUCAGGUAUACUUGAAUCAGAUAUCAUUGAUAUUAUUUCAUUUCAAUUAUUCAAUUUAAAUUUAAACCUAUUUAAAUUUAAAAUUUAAAACUAAUGGAUGAUGUAGCUAAUUACUAACUAUUUUUAAUAAACAUGAUAAAAAGGAAAUGAAAAACUAUCUAAUCAUAUGAUACCCUUUCCCUGAGAAAUGCUUCUCCUCUUGAACUGUAUUAACA